Lolium rigidum is the source of this 1226-nucleotide messenger RNA. RefSeq names its product RWD domain-containing protein 1. The transcript has 11 exons. NCBI's taxonomy places the organism in Eukaryota, Viridiplantae, Streptophyta, Magnoliopsida, Poales, Poaceae. Gene Ontology annotation, molecular function: protein binding. The record is from RefSeq and is a predicted model, not a curated record. The coding region runs from base 164 to 910 and encodes 248 amino acids. Gene Ontology annotation, biological process: cytoplasmic translation.
CCCUGCCAAGCCCGUCUCGCUCUCCCAUCCCACACCCCUUCCGGCGACAGACGCAGCCGCAGCCUCGCCUCUCCACCGCCGCCUCCGAAGUCUCUCCGGUAGGAUAACUGGAUCCUCCCGGAGAAUAGCAGCAGAGUAAGGAGGAACAGAGAAUUCGCCGGUCAUGGCAGACUACGAGCAGGAGCAGGAGAUGGAACUGGAGGCCCUGCAGUCCAUCCUCAUGGACGACAUCAAGGAGAUCGACCCCAGCGAGAGCGGGAUCGACACCACGGCCCGCUGCUUCGAGAUCCUGCUAUCCCCUCAGGAUGAUGAUUUUGACGAGGCAGCUCGUGUGCCAGUUCAAAUGGCUCUGAUAUUUGCACACACUGAGAAGUACCCGGACGAGCCUCCACUUGUGAAUGUCAAAAGUGUACGGGGUAUUAAACCAGAAGACCUUACAUCCUUGAAAGAGAAGCUUGAACAAGAGGCAACUGAGAAUCUUGGCAUGGCUAUGGUUUAUACUCUUCUCGACUCUGCUAAAGAAUGGUUAACUGAGAAAUAUGGUCAAAAUGCUGGAGAUGGGGAAUCUGAAGAAAAUGAAGAACCAGCAGAGGAGGUCAUUGUACCCCAUGGUGAAGCUGUUACUGUGGAGAGCUUUAUGGCCUGGAGAGAACGUUUUGAAGCUGAAUUAGCGCUACAGCGUGCUAAGCUUAUGCCAGAUUCAGCUCUUACAGCCCCAAAGGAAAAGAGACUCACCGGGAGACAGUAUUUUGAAAGUGGAAGGCAUAUAGUGAAAGGGGCAAGUACUCUUGCUGAAGAAGACGAUGAAGAAGAGGAGGAGGACAUCGAAUUUGAUGAAGAUUUUGAAGAUGACGAGGAGGACAUGCUUGAGCAUUUCUUAGCAGAACAGACAGGGAAGUCAUCAGCUUAGGCUUCAAGAUCAUAAGACAGGGCAUGUUUCUGCAAAUCUAUUUGUAGGGAAAGCCCAAAGUGGUUAUAUAUAUGCUGCCCGUGAUUUUGUUUUCACAUCAAUUGGCUGGAAAAAAUACCGUGAAGAGGCCACGGAAGGCAGCAAUGGGCUCUCGCACUGAUCUUUGUUGAGGUGUGGAUUAUCAAAAAGCAUCUGCAUAAUGUACUUCGGCAUGUAAUUUAUCAGUGUUGGUCAGGGUUAUAUCGCUUAUGUAAGGAUCCUAUUCUGUAAACAAGUCUGCCUGACGCUUUAACCAAAAUUCUAGAUCCCUGCUUCA